GGGAAAGAUGGCGUCCUCUAACAAUCCCCGCAAAUUUAGCGAAAAAAUCGCUUUGCAUAACCAGAAACAGGCGGAAGAAACUGCGGCAUUUGAAGAGGUUAUGAAAGACUUGAAUGUCACCAGAGCUGCACGGUUGCAGUUACAGAAGACCCAGUAUUUGCAACUAGGGCAGAAUCGUGGACAGUACUAUGGAGGCUCACUGCCCAAUGUCAAUCAGAUUGGAAAUGGCAACAUUGACCUGCCUUUUCAGAAUUCUGUGCUGGAUACCAGUCGCACAACCAGGCAUCACGGAUUGGUGGAUCGUGUUUACCGUGAACGAAAUCGCAUCACCUCUCCCCACCGCAGACCUCUUUCGGUUGACAAACAUGGACGUCAAAUCGACAGCUGCCCCUACAGCUCAGUUUACCUCUCGCCGCCACCAGACACAAGCUGGAGAAGGACAAAUUCCGAUUCCGCCUUACACCAGAGUACCAUGAAUCCCAAACCCCAAGAGGUGUUUGCUGGCGGAUCACAGGAGCUUCAACCUAAACGAGUGCCCGGGACGGAGAGCUUGGAGACAAACGCGGACAACGAUGCACAGGAACAGCUGUGGGAUGACAAGAAGGGGGAUUCACCAAACCAUAACACAUGUGACGUCCCGGGAAUCAACAUUUUCCCAUCACCAGACCAGGAACUGAACCCGGCCGUGCUGCCUGCUGCACACAACACAGGCGGCUCAUUACCUGAUCUCACCAACAUCCAGUUCCCUCCACCUCUGUCCACUCCACUGGACCCUGAAGACACAGUUGCCUUCCCAUCCCUCAGCGCGUCCAACAGCACGGGCAGCUUGACCACCAACCUCACCCAUCUAGGCAUCAGCGCAGCCAGCCAUGGGAUCCCUACUUCCGCUCAGCCCACUAUGACUGUCGCAGAACAGCGCCGCCAGCCUCCCGUGGUGCCACUUACACUAACCCCCGACCUCCAUCUUCACAAGUCCACACAGCAGCUGUCGCCCACCCUCUCCCCACCCGUUAACAUCACACAGAUAUUUCCAACGGACCAGCAAACCCUGGAGCAACAGCUUUCCCAGUUCCCUCUUUUCAACCAUCUGACUGCUCAGGCCCAGGCUCAGUUGCUGAGCGAUCUGCAGAAGCAGCCACUGCAGGGCAUCCAGCUCAUCACUCUGCCGACUCCUGCCUCCACCGGCGCAGGCCCCGCCACUGCCAACAGCCCAUCCCCGGACAGCCAGACCUCAGCCAGCAUCAGCUCGUAUCGCAAUCAGACUGGCUCACCAGCCACUCAGUCUCCAACCUCCCCAGUCUCCAAUCAAGGCUUCUCCCCUGGCGGCUCGCCACAACAUAUUCCCGCGGUGGGCAGCAUAUUUGGCGACUCCUUCUAUGAUCAGCAAGUGGCAUCAAGGCAGACCAACGCUCUGUCCCACCAGUUGGAGCAGUUCAACAUGAUUGAGAACCCCAUCAGCUCGACUGGCCUGUACACGCAAUGCUCCACCCUCAACUAUACUCAAGCCGCCAUGAUGGGUCUUAGCGGCGCCAGCCUACAAGAAUCUCAGCAACUCGGCUACAGUAGCCAUGGCAACAUUCCCAACAUAAUCCUUACAGUCACAGGUGAAUCCCCGCCGAGCCUCUCCAAAGAGCUCACCAAUUCGCUGGCGGGCGACGUCAGUUUCGAUGCAGACUCUCAGUUCCCUCUGGACGAGCUCAAGAUUGACCCCCUCACCCUGGAUGGGCUUCACAUGCUCAACGACCCCGACAUGGUGCUGGCCGACCCGGCCACGGAGGACACGUUCAGGAUGGACAGGCUGUGACUGUGGCGCUGCGCAAUUAGAAGAUAAACACUCGAACGGAGGAGGAGGAGGAGGAGAGACAAAGGGCUGGCUGGGGUGGAUCCCCCCCCGUCCCUUGUUGCAUGGCCACGACUCGCGCUCGACUCGGUAAAAGCCCUUUGACACAAUGACUGCAGGGAAAAGGACGUCCUGUGGCUUCCGGGGUAUGGCCUCGUUGUCCUUUUUAAAAAGAGAUUGGUCGCUAGCACGGCUGUGUUUACAGUGUACCAUGAAAUGCCACAUAUUUUCCAAAAAUGCACAUUUAUUUCCUAUUCAUAUUCACUUUAAUCUUAUUUUUUAUUUAUAUUUGGUGGUCGCAGGGUUAGCUGCAGAGACAUUGGACUAAAGCAUACGUAUCAUAUCAAUCAUGAAAAAAAAAAGAAAUGCUGUUGGUUUUCCUGCCUGCGUUCAAUUUAUCGGGUAUUCAACAGCUAUCACACUCAAAGCUUUAUUUUUGACAACCAAAUGUUGUUGUUGUUUUUUUAAAUCAUGCACUGUGUGUUUUGAUGCGGUUUGAAUUUUCUUCUUUUUUUUCCGUUCAUACAUCUGAUGCCAAAAUGUUCUCGGUAGGCAGUGUAAAUCUGCACUGAUGUAAUUUAUUUCUGAAUUUUGAACAUAUUGUAUCCGUGUUGAAGCGACUUGUUUUUUGAAGGAGUGCAAAACCUCCCCAUAGUUGCUCUUUAGUGUUGGAUGUGCCAUAUUUGUUACUGUUAGCCCAGAAGUGACGGUCAACUCAUCGUAACUUUGUGCCGGAAAACACACACGCUCCAAAAGCAGGGUUGUUUUUAGAUGAUCAGGUAAAACGACUUAAUGGGAAAGCCUAAUUAAUGAUCUGACCGAGAAAAUCCAACAGACUGGGAAGGAAGCUGUCUGUCAAAUUCCAAAUCUUUUUUGAAGUCGUCACUGUGAAAAAUCACCUGAUUUUGCCUUACAUCAGUAUUCUUACUGUUAAGUGUCGAACAUAUUUUCGUAACUUCUUGUAACAUUUUCUCGUAUUUGAGAGAGACGUUUGUGCUAUUUGUGCUUAUGUUGUGUCCAGUCUGACAAAUCAAUGUACUGUAUUUUGUAGCGGUACACUUUAUAGCCAAAUUAUUGAUGUUUUAUUAAGUGGGUGAAAGGGGGUAAAAAAAAAAAAGUAGUGGAUAUAUGUGGAGGAGCGCAAAUAUGGGGAGG
Molecule: messenger RNA, 2995 nt
Organism: Syngnathus acus (greater pipefish)
Lineage: Eukaryota; Metazoa; Chordata; Actinopteri; Syngnathiformes; Syngnathidae
Gene: crtc1b
Product: CREB regulated transcription coactivator 1b
Exons: 14
Coding region: 8-1804 (598 amino acids)
Biological process (GO): positive regulation of transcription by RNA polymerase II; protein homotetramerization
Cellular component (GO): nucleus; cytoplasm
Molecular function (GO): cAMP response element binding protein binding
Source: RefSeq, a predicted model, not a curated record